Molecule: messenger RNA, 1120 nt
Organism: Helianthus annuus (common sunflower)
Lineage: Eukaryota; Viridiplantae; Streptophyta; Magnoliopsida; Asterales; Asteraceae
Product: transcription factor bHLH18
Exons: 5
Coding region: 85-1005 (306 amino acids)
Molecular function (GO): protein dimerization activity
Source: RefSeq, a predicted model, not a curated record
GUGGCUUAUAUAUACCCCAAGAUACAAAUAUUCCACAAAAAGCUUAAAAAACUAGUCUUUGUUUUCCAAAGACAUAUUUAAGCAAUGGAUAUGCCCUCAUCAUGGCUACCAGAGCUGGAAAUGCAAGAUCAAGUGUUCAUGAAUCAAUAUCAGAUGAACAAACCUUAUUACUAUCCAAUGGAGGAUUUGAGCUGUGAUUCAUUUUCAUCAUACAGCUACACAGAAGAUCCCUCUUUCACCAAUCAAUCAGUUCAAACUGAUUAUAAGUGUCUCGAAGAACCAUUUAAUUACAAAAAGUUUGAUAAACCUACAACUGAAAAACCUAAGCGAAAACUAGUUUCUGAUUCUCCUAACACUUUCACAAUAUCCUUUGGAGAUAUACAACCUAAAGAUGAGUUCCUUUCUUUUAGUGAUUCCUACGGUAUGAAAAGAACUCGGUCCACUAUUCGGAAUCCGAUUAAGGUUCAAGAUCAUGUGUUGGCUGAGAGGAAGAGAAGAGAAAAGUUGGCUCAGCGGUUUGUUUCUUUGUCUUCGGUCCUUCCAGACCUGAAAAAGACGGAUAAGGCAACUGUGUUAGAAGAUGCGGCUAAUUACAUCAAAGAACUACAAAAUCGCGUGAAGGAACUCGAGGAACUAUCCGGGAUAAAGAGUAAGAGCAUGCAAGAAUCUGUGAUAACCGGUAAGAGAUCGAGGCUUAGUAGUAGUGAUGAUAAUGGUUCGUGUUCUAAUGAAGGAAACUUUGAAGAGAGUAGUAGCCCUUGCAAUCCGGAGAUCCAAGUGAGCAUGUCCGGGUGCAGUCUGCUCGUAGAAAUCUACAGCUGGAAAAACUGUAUAUCAUUAUUGAAAGUGCUAAGCGAGAUGAAGAAACUUGGUUUAUCUAUUAUGAGUUGCAGCACCAUGCCGUUUGCAGAUACCACUCUUCUUGUCACCAUUGUUGCUCAGAAGAAUGACGACUUCGUUAUGUCAUCAGCGGAUGUCGUGAAGAACCUUCAACUAGUUGUUUGAACCAUAAAUUUAUUCAGUCGUUUAGCAACUAAUGUACUGAAAAUUAUUCUAUCGAUAUUUGUCUGUUUGAACUUCAAUCUUAAUUGCUUCUGAUGUUUACUAGGGUUUUUAGCCA